CGCGCGCGUUAAAGACCAUGAGUGACUCCACAGUCCUCGCGCACAGGCACAUCAGGAUGGUGGAAGUUAAGUUGCUCACGCGAUGAAUUAUUUUAAUGAAAGUCGGACGCAGACGAGCGCGGAGCGUUACAUCUUCGCGUCUGGGACGUACAAACUUCUCGCCUUCACGAUCGGAACCAUAGGGGUAUUGGGCUUUUGCAACAAUGCUGUCGUCAUUAUACUUUAUUAUAGGUUCAAGAGACUGCGCACGCCGACUAAUUUGUUGCUCGCGAACAUAAGCGCGAGCGACCUGCUGGUGUCCGUCGUCGGAAUCAACUUCACCUUCGUCUCGUGCGUUAAGCAGGAGUGGCUGUGGAACAGCGCAGCGUGUGUCUGGGACGGAUUCAGCAACAGUUUACUUGGUGUCGUGUCCCUCAUGACGCUAUCUGCACUGGCGUAUGAGCGCUACAUCCGAGUGGUACAUGCCAAGGUUGUGGACUUUCCCUGGGCCUGGCGCGCCAUCACCCACAUUUGGCUCUACUCACUGGCCUGGACCGGUGCUCCUCUGCUGGGCUGGAAUAGGUACACCCUGGAGGUCCACCAGCUGGGUUGUUCCCUGGACUGGGCAUCCAAAGAUCCCAACGAUGCUUCCUUCAUCCUCUUCUUCCUCCUUGGCUGCUUCUUCAUUCCCAUAGGGAUCAUGGCUUACUGCUAUGGGAAUAUUUUAUAUGCAGUACACAUGCUGCGCUCCAUUGAAGACCUUCAGACGGUGCACAUCGUUAAGGUCCUGCGCUACGAGAAGAAGGUGGCAGCCAUGUUGUUGCUGAUGAUCUCCUGCUACCUGCUGUGCUGGACUCCCUACGCCGUGGUCUCCAUGCUGGAGGCUUUCGGCAAGCGCAACGCGGUGUCCCCCACCGCGGCCAUUAUCCCUUCCUUCUUCGCCAAGUCCAGCACGGUUUACAACCCUGUUAUAUAUGCCCUCAUGAGCAGGAAGUUUCGACAUUGCAUGCUACAGCUGUUGUGCUCUCGUCUGGGCCGCCUGCAGCAGAGCAUCAAGGACCGCCCUCUGACCUGCAGCAACCAGCCGAUACGCCCGAUUGUGAUGUCUCAGAGCCGCCACGACCGGCCCAAGAAGAGAGUGACCUUCAACUCAUCCUCCAUCGUCUUCAUCAUCACCAGCAAUGACACAGACGCUCUGGACGUCAGUUCUAAAUGUGGCGGCGCUCCAGAGGUCAAUGUCAUCCAAGUGCGACCCCUCUGACAGUGGCACGGUAGUGACAUGAUCGUGACACCCUAGGGUUUCCCCUUUCAUGCUGAAGAAACACAUUCGCUGAUGUUCUUCUCUGCUGUGGAUAUCUUAUUGUGAUGCUAAACACAUAAUUUGAACUAAAUGGUCCUGAACUACUGCAAAAGUCCAUUGGUCAACCCCAUUGCUUUCGUUACUGAUUUUUACAAAGUGUGGAAACUACGUUACUUAUUAAUGUAAAUAAUAUAAAUGUUAUA
Molecule: messenger RNA, 1482 nt
Organism: Electrophorus electricus (electric eel)
Lineage: Eukaryota; Metazoa; Chordata; Actinopteri; Gymnotiformes; Gymnotidae
Gene: opn3
Product: opsin 3
Biological process (GO): G protein-coupled receptor signaling pathway; visual perception
Cellular component (GO): membrane
Molecular function (GO): G protein-coupled receptor activity
Source: RefSeq, a predicted model, not a curated record